This is a messenger RNA of Thamnophis sirtalis, 1385 nucleotides long. The record is from RefSeq and is a predicted model, not a curated record. NCBI's taxonomy places the organism in Eukaryota, Metazoa, Chordata, Lepidosauria, Squamata, Natricidae.
GCGGGUUGAGCUGGGAGGGUAAAGGCAGCUCGGGUGAGGAAGAGCGGAGGCGCUGCUGCUGUUGCUGCUGCUGCCGCUUCUCUCUGAUCGCCUCGCCUUCCAAGAGCGAGCGGUUUUUGCCAGGGACGAGGACCGGAGCGCUGGGGGCGAAGAGCCGAGAAAGAGCCGGGCUCUAAAGCGCCAGCCGCGCCAGCCAAGCUACCCCAAAUCGCGCGCCAUCGCCUUGUCUCCGCCAGGCGGCAUGAGCAGCUGCGACGCCAAAGAUUACCUGACCAGGAGGGAGAUCCCGCAGCUUUUCGAGAGUUUGCUGAAUGGAUUAAUGUGCUGCAAACCCGAUGAUCCCGUGGAGUAUCUGGAAAGCUGCUUACAAAAAGUAAAGGAACUGGGGGGAGCAGAAAAAGUCAAAUGGGACACUUUUGUCAGUCCAGAAAAAAGGUCACUGCCUCCUCUUAAUGGCAACCAAUCAAGAAGAGCAUUUUUCAGGAACGUGAUGCCCGACAACCCCAACUUUCCAUACCGGAGAUAUGAUCGACUUCCUCCAAUCCACCAGUUCUCCAUCGAGAGUGACACGGAUCUCUCAGAAACAGCUGAACUUAUUGAGGAAUAUGAUGUGUUCGAUCCAACCAGGCCUCGACCCAAAAUCAUUCUAGUCAUCGGCGGACCCGGCAGUGGUAAAGGAACCCAGAGCUUAAAAAUAGCAGAACGCUAUGGAUUUGAGUAUAUCUCGGUGGGUGAAUUGUUAAGAAAGAAGAUCCAUAGCACAAGCAGCAAUCGAAAAUGGAGUCUGAUUGCUAAGAUAAUUACAACUGGGGAAUUAGCCCCACAGGAAACCACAAUUACUGAGAUAAAGCAAAGAUUAAUGCAAAUUCCUGAUGAAGAAGGGAUUGUUAUUGAUGGAUUUCCACGAGAUGUUGCCCAAGCUCUUUCCUUUGAGGACCAAAUCUGUACCCCAGAUUUGGUGGUGUUCUUGUCCUGCUCAAAUCAGCGGCUCCAAGAACGCCUAAUGAAACGCGCCGAACAGCAGGGGAGACCAGACGAUAAUCUGAAAGCCACACAGAGACGCCUGACUAAUUUCAAGCAGAAUACUGUUCCGCUGGUCAAAUAUUUCCAGGAAAAGGGUCUGAUUGUGACUCUGGAUGCUGAUAAAGAUGAGGAAGAAGUAUUCCAUAACAUAAGCCUGGCUGUUGACAAUAAGCUGUUUCCCACUCAAGAACCCGGACCAAGUCCAUGUGAAGUUGACCUUAAUCUCAUUGUGGACCCAGGAGAGAUUCCUGAUCAUGAAUUUAACUUUGAAGAUCAGGCAUAUGAACAAUCGUGUGUUUGCAGGCCUGAAAAUGCAGAUUUUACAGAAGACCUGAAGAAAUCAAACAUAAUUUUUGUACUUG